AUGGCUACAAAUCCUGUGCUUCCUAUUUCUCCAGUCCUCCCAUCAUUCAACCUGCCACCUCCAAUGAUCCCGACUCCCAAACGACCGGCUCAUCCACUACCAUCACUGGAUCUGAACCUUCCAGCCCCAUGUGCAAAAUUUUUUCAAUUUUUUUUGCGAAAGAACUAUUUUUUAUGGACAACACUAUCUUGA
Molecule: messenger RNA, 192 nt
Organism: Caenorhabditis briggsae
Lineage: Eukaryota; Metazoa; Nematoda; Chromadorea; Rhabditida; Rhabditidae
Exons: 2
Coding region: 1-192 (63 amino acids)
Source: RefSeq, a predicted model, not a curated record